AUGUACGGCUCUCCGGAUGAUGGCAGCGUUGUCAGUCGCCCCGACACGCCGAGCCUCUCUACGACGAUAUCGGACAGCGACGUUGUUCGCGAUGCCAAGCAUGUGCACUGGCACCCUCUCACCAUCAUUCCCGACACAGCUGGUAGCCUUCGAUCCAGCGUCGAUCAGGACGCCUUUGCGGCACAGCCCAAUAAACGCUUUCGAGGUGUCAGAGCCAAAAUCAAAGCCGUGGCUCGGUUCCUCUCCAGCCCCAAGGAGCAGGCCGAGUCUGCGGCUGUUCAGCUUCCUAUCGAUACGUCGGAUAGCGAAGACACUGUACAGACUUCACCCACGCAGGUUGUCAACGAAGUCCCAGCGGGUCAUCAAGCUCGUAAUCCUCAGCUAGAGGCAUCUGAUGUAGCAGCUCAAGUCAGCCAACGCGAGGCGGUUGCGGUUCUCGAGGCGAUCCGAGAGCGUCUUGACCCUGAAGGCAGCAGCACCUCAACUCUGCAUCCACUGCCGCCUCUUCCGCAACUGCCCCGACCCCCGACGCCGAUUUCGGUCCCACCGGUGGCGAUGAGCCCAAAGAAAAGGCAUGUCAACGGUAUCGAGGAUGCGCUUGGCAAGGGUCGACCUGACUUUGCGCAUAUGGGUGUAUCGCGUCCAGCUGUUCCGCCUGCGGUCCGAUCGGUCAGCCGUCCACUCCCGCCGACGCCGGUGCAUGCUCCUGUCGCUCGCUUUGGCAAAGUGGACAGCUUCAACCCACACCCUCUUCCGGCUUCAGCGUUAGGUCUCGGCAUAUUCCAACACAAGGACCGAGUCGAUCAAUUUGCACGUGCAGCAGCUCACAUCCACACGCAUGGCGACGGCACCAACGCCGACAAGCCUCGAGCAUACCGCGCCAACCACCAAGUGGACGCGCACCGACUCGCCGACGAGCUCGAGAGCCUCGUCUCAUCGUCCGCUCGCCGACGCAAGCCUCGGUCCGACUUUUCCUCGGACAACACUCGGCUUGCCGACAGCAGUCGCGAGGCGCAGUGUGGCUGGCGUCCCGACGCCUCGCCCGGAUUCCCGAGGCACGAGACGUUCGGAAAGGUGCACGCACAUGCCUCGAGCGCUGCCACCUCGAUGUUCGCCAACGAGUCCGAGCCCGAGGCGAUCAAUAGGAUCCAGACGUGGCGCGUGCAGAUCACCAACGCGCCAUCCGUGCUUGGCUCGCAGUGCGCUUCCGCCCACUCGGGCAUGUACACGGACGGAGGCCUGUCAUCCCACCUGACCUCGAUCAGUCGCAGCCCGCUCUCGAAGGACAACAAAAGCCGAAGCCAGGUUGACGAUCCGCAGAAGACGCCAGUGUUGAAGCCUCGAGCACUCCCCAACGGUGGGCAUCGCCGCGCCGAGGAGAAGCGUCACAAAGAAAGCCGUGAUCACCGUGACUCGCGCGAGCAUGAUGCCAAGACGAACACUAACGGCUGCCAAGGUGUCGGCACGCGCCACAUUGCUCGACUCACCGACUCGCAGUUCGAGCGACUCGCUCGAGCAGCGCUGCGCACGCAAGCUUGCAUCAGCCCCGAAACGACAUCGAUUCUCGACGGCGUGCCAGAGUCCGACAAGCCUACGUCUCACCUCGGAAUUGGAGCUGAAGACGGGGAGCGUCGAAGCUCGGUUGACGCAGCGCGGACCACGCUUUCGGUGCUGGAAGCUCGCGCAACGCCGCACAUCGAGACGCUCGACGCCAUGAUCCGUCGCCACCCAGACAAGAUGUACAAGCUCUUCCAGAAGCGUCCCGGUCUCAUGCUCGUGUUCCUGCUCCGGUGCAAGAUCGAAGACCGUCUCUCGCAGGUGCCUUCGCUCACGAAUGCCGAGCCUACGGCCAACGCAGGCGCGACGGAGAAGGAGAUCGACUUGCUCGAAGGCUCGCUCAUCGACCUGCACUUUGACGCUGAUCCCGUCCAGCCUUCCGCCCCAAAGCAGGGCAGAGAAGUGGGUGCGGUACCGAGCAUUGUCGUUUCACACGCCACGGGCAGCACCCCCACCAGCACUGAUACGACCCCGCAAGCCACGCAGUCCACCAACGCCAUCCAGAGUGCAGAGGCGAGGGCGGGAAGCGACAAGACGCUGCACGAGAUCGUGUGCCGUCUCGAAAAGGCAGGCGAGCUGUGCACCAUGCAGCACGCGUUGGUAGCCAUGCAGAACCGCCUCAUCAACACCACCGACACCUGCACCCAGCUCAGCGACCGUCUCAGCAAGCUGGAGCAAGCUGUCUUCUCUCCACCCAGUGUAUCGCACACUCCAUCCAUAUCGUUCUCGAUGCAGGUCUAA
Moesziomyces antarcticus is the source of this 2298-nucleotide messenger RNA. RefSeq lists its product as uncharacterized. The transcript has 2 exons. Lineage: Eukaryota; Fungi; Basidiomycota; Ustilaginomycetes; Ustilaginales; Ustilaginaceae. The record is from RefSeq and is a predicted model, not a curated record. Bases 1 to 2298 code for a protein of 765 amino acids.